AUGCCAACAGAAGCCCGUCCCUCUGCAAAGUCCUACAAGGGUGACACUCACACAACAGCUCUCUGGGCCCAGCUAAACUCUGCAUUGCAGAACGGCGCGCCCUUAGUCCGACUCCUGCCAUUGAACUACAACUCUUUGAUGCCUUCUUUUGGUUGCUACGAGCGCAUUCCUGUGACUGCGCAUGGAAUCAUACCAUACGUGUUACACGCAACCCUCGUCGAUGCUACCACCCAUCGAGAGAUUGAGUGUCUAGGAGAUGGGUUUACGCCUUCGAUGUGUGGAACCAAUCUCUCUUCUGCGAUCCUUGUACCCACGGACUGGGACAACUCAGAGUCCGGUAGCGCAGCAUUAUUUGCGUUUCCUGAUCUCGGCGUGCGCGCCGUUGGAGACCGACUGGUCCGACUCCAUUUCUUGCUCUUCAAAAUCCACACUCAAGGAUAUGAAAUUUGUUCCGAGCAAUACUCACCAGAGUUCAAGGUUGUAUCGAGUUCUUUCUAUCAAGGUGUUGAGGCUGCCACCUCUCUUACUCGUGCGCUCAACAGAGCUGCAGUUCGGGUGCGGCUAAGUAAGACUCCUCAUCGGACGCGGCACUCCGCUCGACGGUCUUCUUGGAUUGCCUCUCCCGCCAAUUCUACAACAAGUCCCUCGGCCUCUGAGUCCCCUCGUUCCGUAAUGCCGGCUUGGGUCAAAGAAGAACACGAGUCUACAUCCUCAGCUUCCCCUUCUCCUCUCGCCACUCCCAGCCCUCCAGCUACCAACCAGCUAUAUUUCCAACCAGUUCCACAGCGAGUUCAAACCAGCCGAAUCGCUCAGUGGAUGCUGUUGCAUUCGCAGAUGGUGGGGAAUAGUAACCGACUAUGCGUUCCUGACAACGGCUGUCAAACUGAGUAG
Messenger RNA from Mycena indigotica, 891 nucleotides. RefSeq lists its product as uncharacterized. Lineage: Eukaryota; Fungi; Basidiomycota; Agaricomycetes; Agaricales; Mycenaceae. The transcript has 5 exons. The record is from RefSeq and is a predicted model, not a curated record. Bases 1 to 891 code for a protein of 296 amino acids.